AUGUCAUUAUUAACACAUGUAAUUAAAGCUCUUGAAAAGAUAGCACCAUUAUCAUUAGCACAUACAAAAUGGGAUAAUGUAGGUCUACUAGUUGAACCACCAUAUCCACGUUCUUCAGCCACAAGUGUAUUUCUCACCAUAGAUUUAACACCCAUAGUUCUUGAGGAAGCCAUUUCGACUCCUAGUGUUGGAAUGAUAGUGGCUUAUCAUCCACCGAUAUUUCAUGCUUUUAAACAAUUAAAUUUGAAUGAUACGAAACAAAGCAUUGUUUUAAAAUGUAUUGCGGAAGGAAUUAGUGUUUAUAGUCCUCAUACUGCUAUUGAUUGUAGUGUUGGUGGAGUAAAUGAUUGGUUAGCUAAAGGACUUGGAUCAGGAACAUCUAUAUCUUUAAUGCCUAGACAUGAGGAAGCAGGGGCAGGUAGACUUUUCACAUUAGAAGAACCAGUGUCAUUAUCAACUAUGGUUAAACGAAUUAAAAAUCAUCUGAAGUUAAAGCAUGUAAGAGUUGCUACAGCUGAAAAGCAUAGACAUAAUGAUGGAUUAAUUUCAACAAUUGGAAUUUGCGCAGGAUCUGGUGUUUCAGUGCUAUCACCAGCAAAGGCAGAUUUAUAUUUUACAGGAGAGAUGUCACACCAUGAAGUAUUAGCAGCUUUGGCAAAAGAUACCAGUGAGCAUACAAAUACUGAGAGAGGAUAUCUUUCCGAAGUAUUAAAACCCAAACUAGAAAAGUUGUUAAAAGAAGAUGGUGAUAAUCAAAAAGUGGACAUAUUGGUAAGUCAAUCAGACAAAGAUCCUUUGGAAAUCAUUUAA
Molecule: messenger RNA, 810 nt
Organism: Entrophospora sp. SA101
Lineage: Eukaryota; Fungi; Glomeromycota; Glomeromycetes; Entrophosporales; Entrophosporaceae
Source: the annotation of a GenBank genome assembly